CUCUUGUCCACCGACCCCGCUUUUCCCCUCAGCUGCUGUUGAACAUAUUUCGCUGAAGUUUACCUUGAUAGAAACCACAGAGAAAGAUGCUUGUCUCGUCUUACGCAGCACCUAUGAGCCAAACCCUAAAGGAUCGACCUCGAGGUCAUGUGAAGAAGUCGCCGGAAAUUGGCGAAUGCUGUCCCUAGGUCCAAGGCUAGGCAUUGCACAGGGAGCUGCGCCGGGAUAUGACUCACAACUCAGUUAGAAGGGGGCACAAUCGCUUGCACUUGUAACCUUCUUACGCUCAUGCAACCCGCUGCCGAAUGUAUCGAUAUCGGAGAGUCAACUGUAGAGGAUCGAUUGUCGCCUCGGACUUAAUUUUGGCGUUUUUGUUCGCCAGACGUACAUGGGCAUGGCCAGGCGACCAAAUUGAAAAACGGCUAACCGUAACCCAGCUGUAAAAGCAUAGGACGCAAUACCAUUCGUAGAAUAAAAACAUGACAGCUUUAUGGAAUCGAUACCAGACGUCAAGAGGGCUCUAAUUCCAAUCGGUGUCGAUCCUAUUGAGGCUUUCAGCGCCAUAAAUAUAGCGUUUCCUUGCCUGUGCAUCUUUGGGGUCGAUUACUCAACGAUCAUCAUACGAUCUCAGGCUAAAUAUAUCGUCUUAUGCCCACAUUUUGGACACCUCUGUAAGUUGGGAGCGGCUACGAGCGAAGGCACCGGAUUUCGCAUCACAGGUUGUCCAACCUAAGAAGGGACGGGCCUUGACGAGAUAUGGCUCUCUUGUACUACGUUCUCGGAAUAGCGGAGGUGGCCCUGUUGAUCAUGGCUAUAUCGUCUGGAAUCGUCGUGUCGGUUCUUGUUGGCCGGCAGACUGAAUCCUUCCAAGGGGACUGCCCGCUGGCCGGACAAGUUAUCUGGACUUCUCAGACCAAUUUCGAGCUGGGCGCCAGCGAUGGCCUUCGCUGCAUGUACAUCGUCGGCAUUCAAGCCGUCGCCGCUGCUGUAGCCUUCGUUUAUGUCCUGUACAGAGUCAUCUCGCUGUGCUGUGGCCGAUUUGACUUCUCCAUUAUGCGAAUCAUCUGUGUCCCCCUCUACAGCAUCAUGGCCAUCCUGAUCCUGGGAGAGGCCGCCGUCGUGUCCCACGGGCUCAACGCGCUCUGCGACGGCUUCCGCUCCCUGCAAGUUGUGACCGCCAACUAUGACUGUGAGCUGUUUCAACAGGUCAACUGGCACAUUUACGAUGGAUCCGGUUUCUAUGAGGACUUCUCAAAAGCAGAGAAAUCUGGUUGGGUGUCGUUUCUCGCCUGGGUAUCUUUGGUCGCUGUGGGUGUGCUGCACUGUGUAGCUGAAAGACCCGAAAGCGGAUUUACUCCACCAAACAAUGCAAAAUAAAGUCCCAAGAACAGGGAAUUAAAGGACAAGGUCAAAAGUAAAUUUCCAUUCUUUUCUAUUAACACCAUUUUUGUCUGUUACCCAGGAGAAUUUCUUUCCUAUAAAAAAGUGGCUUGAAUUACGAGUCGCGAUAUAUGCAGUGUAAAAUACUUUUGGAGGACCGUACGAUCGUAUUACUGACUGGCACAUCGCCUACUAGUAAAAUUGUUUCAGGAAAGAGCUUUCUUUACCUGUGAAUUAUUUGGACUGUAGAAAUUACGAAUCCUAAAAUGGCUUUUAAAAUACGGGUGGUUCAAAAUAGUGCGCCACCAGGAGGUUGAAACACGUUGGCCAAUCAUCACGCGUGCAAUUUGUCGACUUUUUCUAAACGCACAUUGGGUCGAUAAAUUUUGGUCAUUGUGAUUGGCCAACGCGUUGCAGACUCUUGGUGGCGCACUUUUGUGAAACGGCCGUAUUGCUGACAGCUAAAGUGCGUGGAUUCGAGUCUUAAAGCGGAGGGACAAGGAUCAUGAAAUUCAUUCUGUCUCAAACACUGCGUCGAUAUUUUAGCAAUUAUGAUUUUUUUUUCGAAUGAUCUUAUAAAACAACCUGAAAGCCACUGAAUCCAGAGAUCAGUUCGAUUCAGAAGAGCGAGCUUGAAUUCGACAUAUCUGGUGUCAAAACGCACUUUGUCCACACGUUAUUGGCCGAGUUUACACCAUUUAGCAAGCACAAAAACACUUAUCGGCAUUUUCAAGGCUGGGUACAGGAGCCCGCCUCAUAGCAUAAAUUCUGUUGGUUGGUACAACAAAUUUCAUAGCAAUAACCAGCAACACAACGUUCAGUUCAAAUCUCUAAUAAGCUUAUUUAAAAUUCACCAGGCCUUGGGCUAACUUCCCUCCUGUAAUUACACAGACUGCACUGUAGUGUGCAAUAAGCACUUUCAACGUAUAAUUAUCCACAAAGAAGUUGGCACAUUUCUUGCUUCACCAGUGCAGCCUAUACAGGGAUAUUCUUGACAAGGUAUGCAAGAUACAAAGCAACUCUAUUGGAAAAGUAUUUCAACAAUUCACCCGCACUUCAAGCAAAAUAGCAUUGAUAAUCAUGCAUUCGUCUAUUGGUUUUGGGGGUAAAGGGGAAACUUUACUGUUGGAUGCUAUACUUGUACGAAACGAUGUAUGUAAUCCAGAAAAUAGGCCAUAAGUGUAUCAUCAUAAAUUGUCAGGUAUAGAACAUUUUAUUUGGCAAUUUAAGAAGUAUUUUUUCCACACAAAUAAAAGUUACUGUAGCGGAAUAACAAGACGAGUAAGGUAUUGUGCAUGGCAUAAUUAUCGUUUUUAAUAUGUGGAACGAUUUAAUCUGUAUAACGGGCACUUCCAACAUGCCCACAAAUAAAAAUUAUUUCAUGAUGUAAAACUGGUA
This is a messenger RNA of Acanthaster planci (crown-of-thorns starfish), 2778 nucleotides long. RefSeq lists its product as uncharacterized. Lineage: Eukaryota; Metazoa; Echinodermata; Asteroidea; Valvatida; Acanthasteridae. The record is from RefSeq and is a predicted model, not a curated record.